AUGGCUUGCAGAGCGGUUAGCAAAAGGGGUAUUAAUGUUGGUUUCACUAGGGUUUUGACUUCAAUUUCACCAGAGCAUGCAGUGGGGUUUACUUCAAGAACUGGUCUUGAUGGUGCUUUAGUCAGAUAUAUACCUGAGUCUUCUUGCAGCCCAUUUCUACAAGGGUCUGGUCAUCACACUACAAAAGAAUCAUCUAUUAGGUGCUUUCACGCUAGUCCAGAACUGUGGUUUAGAAGAAGAUAUGUUAAACAAGAACCUGGUUUGAAGAUGCAAAAUAAAGGGAAGUUCACUAAAAAGGACAAAAAGAAGAGCCAACCACCGGUUGAAGCUCCAUAUGUGCCUCCUAAACUGAAAAGAAGUAACAAGUCCUUGCAAGAUAAAACAAUUGACAUAUUUGAAGGCAUGUCCACCGUUGAACUUGCCAAGUGUACUGGUCAGUCAGUAACAACUCUGCAGGAAAUUCUUGUUAAUGUUGGGGAAAAGGUUGUCUCAGAAUUUGAACCACUCAGCAUCGAUGUUGCAGAGCUGGUUGGAAUGGAAGUUGGGGUCAAUGUCAGGAGGCAACACUCCAAUGAAGGUUCAGAAAUUCUUCCACGACCAGUAGUUGUAACAGUCAUGGGUCACGUUGACCAUGGUAAAACUUCUCUUUUGGAUGCUCUACGUGAAACAUCUGUGGCAGCGAAGGAAGCUGGAGGCAUAACUCAGCAUCUGGGUGCUUUUGUUGUGAGCAUGCCGUCAGGAGCAUCAAUCACAUUCCUCGACACUCCUGGUCAUGCUGCUUUUAGUGCAAUGCGAGCAAGAGGUGCAGCAGUCACUGAUCUAGUUGUGCUCGUUGUUGCAGCUGAUGAUGGGGUGAUGCCUCAAACUCUUGAAGCCAUGUCUCAUGCAAAAUCAGCAAAUGUACCAAUUGUAGUUGCAAUUAAUAAAUGUGAUAAACCGAGUGCAAACCCAGGGAGAGUCAAACUCCAGCUUGCAUCAGAAGGCUUGUUGCUGGAGGAAAUGGGUGGAGAUAUUCAGGUAGUUGAAGUUUCAGCUAUUGCAAAAACUGGAUUGGAUAACCUCGAGGAGGCUAUACUUCUUCAGGCGGAGAUGAUGGAUUUAAAAGCACGUGUUGAUGGUCAUGCUCAAGCUUAUGUAGUAGAGGCAAGACUUGACAAGGGACGAGGUCCUUUGGCGACUGCUAUAGUGAAGGUAGGGACUUUAGUUUGUGGGCAGCAUGUGGUUGUUGGUUCAGAGUGGGGCAGAAUAAGGGUUAUUAGGGAUAUGUCAGGGAAGUUGACUGAGCGGGCACGACCAGCAAUGCCGGUUGUUAUUGAAGGGCUGAAGGGGCUUCCUAUGGCUGGUGAUGAUGUUACUGUUGUGGAAUCUGAGGAGCGAGCUAGAAUGUUAAGUGCAGGGAGGAAAAGGAAAUAUGAGAAAGACAGGCUUAGGCAGAUCAUGGAACAACGGGCAGAAACUAAUGAACCAUCAGAAGAUGACUCUGUGCCUAAGAGGACUGAAAUGCCAUUAAUAGUAAAAGCUGAUGUGCAGGGAACUGUCCAAGCUGUCACAGAUGCCUUGAGGACUUUAAAUAGCCCUCAGGUUUUUGUAAAUGUGGUCCAUCUUGGUGUUGGGCCAAUUUCCCAGUCCGAUGUGGACUUGGCACAAGCCUGUGGUGCUUGUAUAGUUGGGUUCAAUGUGAAAAGUCCACCUAGUUCUAUCAGUCAGGCUGCAAUUGUAGCUGGUAUAAAGAUUAUGCAGCACCAAGUGAUCUAUCACCUAUUGGAUGAAGUUGGCAAUUUGAUAGUAGACAAAGCCCCUGGGACUCUCGAGGCCCAGGUAGCUGGGGAGGCUGAAGUGCUGGACAUCUUCGAGCUAAAAGGAAGGAGAAAGUCUGCUGAUGUAAAGAUUGCUGGCUGCAGAGUGAUUGAUGGCCAUUUUACCAAAUCUUCGACCAUGAGGCUUCUUAGGAGUGGGGAAGUCGUGUUCGAAGGACCUUGUGUAUCUCUAAAGCAGAAGAAGCAUGAUGUGGAAUUAGUGGAGAAAGGAAAUGAAUGUGGACUUGUGAUCCAUGAUUGUGAUGAUUUUCAGAUUGGAGAUGUCAUCCAGUGCGUGGAGCAAGUAGUUAGAAAGCCCAAGUUGAUCAUAUCAGACAAUGGUAUUGCUCGUAUUGAGUGCCAUUAA
Dovyalis caffra is the source of this 2163-nucleotide messenger RNA. Lineage: Eukaryota; Viridiplantae; Streptophyta; Magnoliopsida; Malpighiales; Salicaceae. The record is from the annotation of a GenBank genome assembly.